Podospora pseudocomata is the source of this 582-nucleotide messenger RNA. RefSeq lists its product as uncharacterized. Bases 1 to 582 code for a protein of 193 amino acids. Lineage: Eukaryota; Fungi; Ascomycota; Sordariomycetes; Sordariales; Podosporaceae. The record is from RefSeq and is a predicted model, not a curated record. The transcript is spliced from 2 exons.
AUGGCCCCAAUGAGCUUCAAAGACUCCAUUGCCCGCGUGGCAGGCUGGCACCUCCGAAUCACGCUCGCCUGGAGAUACGGUGGCCAAGACAUCGGCCACCUGUUCCAGAGAAUGAAAUGGGCCCUGGAAGAGCACGAGGAACGCUUCGACAAACACUUUCCCCCUCCCGACCUGGACACCGAAGAAGGUCGCAAGGCGGAGGAGGUGCUGGAGGAGUUCCUUGCCACCUGGGAGCUCGACAUUGAAAAGAUGGAGACGCCCGAGUUCUUGACCAGCUUGAUGCACAUCUUCAACGAGGAUCUGGAGCCAAAGUAUCAGCUGAAGGACUUUAACUCCGACUUUAUCAGCCCUGGUGGUGUUUGGAAGACGAUGGAGACUCUGGGGCCGAUUAUUGAUAGAGGGAUGCCUGCCGAGUCCCCCAAGAACGAGCCCGAGCCGCCCAAGCUCCCUGAGCGACCACCGCCUCUCCUCGUCACCUGCAAUGGCUGUGGUGGAAAGAAGCUGUUUGGCACAGGCAGGCUGGCUCUCAAGAAGCACCGUGGGACUGGCCGUCUUCGUCGCCAGCGCCAGCGGAAGGAGUGA